This is a messenger RNA of Jatropha curcas, 2986 nucleotides long. Its product is annotated as Tetratricopeptide repeat (TPR)-like superfamily protein. The record is from RefSeq and is a predicted model, not a curated record. NCBI's taxonomy places the organism in Eukaryota, Viridiplantae, Streptophyta, Magnoliopsida, Malpighiales, Euphorbiaceae. Gene Ontology annotation, biological process: RNA modification. Gene Ontology annotation, molecular function: RNA binding; zinc ion binding; protein binding.
AUAUUUUUUUAUGAAGACCCACGAUUUUUGACGAUAACCAUUUGAUCUUAGUCUGAUACAAUUGAAAUUUUAAGUUUUCAAUUCAUUUAUAAACAAAAUAAAAUUAAACGUUCCAACACGUCAAUUAUCGUUUAUAGUUCGUCUUACUUCUUCAAAGGCUCCUGGCAACUGGCAACUCUGGCAAUCAACAGAUGAAUUUCCAUUUCAUCUGGAUUUAACCUCAUUGAAGAUUUGUCCGUAUAUUUUGAAGGAUGGCUGUAUCCACAAAAAAAAAAAACCGAUCGCUUUUAUUUUGGUCUUCUACUCUAUAGCUCAAAAGUUUGAACAUCCUUUUUCGCUUUUAUUUGAACGCCGGUCCCUUAAGAAUCGUUAAAGUAUUACAUAGAGGCCUGGUACGAGGUGAUGAAUGUUGACAUAACCGCAGAGAAGCAAGGAGGGAAUGCACAACGUGCGAAUUUUAAACUCGUACAGGCGUCCAUUUGAGCAAAUAAGUCUGACCCAUCAAUUACACAGCAUUGCGAAACCAGCAGCAUUUUCAUCUUCGAGAAUCGAGUCAAAUCGAAUUCUGAAUAAUUUGUCAAAACGAGGUCGGAUCGAAGAUGCACGCCGCAUGUUCGACAAAAUGCUCGAAAGGGAUGAAUUUGCGUGGAAUACAAUGAUUGCUGCUUACGCGAGUUCUGGGAGAUUACUUGAAGCUAAGCAACUUUUUCAUGAAGCCCCGUUGAAGAGUUCGAUCACAUGGUCUAGUCUUAUAUCUGGCUACUGUAAAUAUGGCUGCGAUGUUGAGGCUUUUGAGUUAUAUUGGCAAAUGCAAUUUGAAGGACAAAGGCCUAACCCAUUCACAUUAGGGAGUGUACUUAGGCUCUGUUCAACGAUGGGCUUUCUUCAAAGAGGGGAACAGAUUCAUGGGUAUGCGAUAAAGAAUCGACUUGACGGUAAUGUUUUUGUUGUUACUGGUCUAGUUGACAUGUAUGCCAAGUCCCAGUGUAUUUUGGAAGCUGAGAAACUCUUUCAAAUAGAGACUGAUAGCAAAAAUCAUGCGACGUGGACAGCUAUGCUCACUGGCUAUGCUCGCAAUGGGGAUGGGUCCAAAGCAAUACAGUUUUUUCAGGACAUGAGAGCUAAAGGUGUUGAGUCUAAUCAAUUUACUUUUCCUAGCAUUUUGACAGCCUGUGGAUCAGUUUUUGCUCUUGAUUUCGGGGUUCAAGUGCAUGGCUGCAUAGUUAGGAGUGGUUUUGGUGCCAAUAUUUUUGUUCAAAGUGCAUUGGUUGAUAUGUAUGCAAAAUGUCUGGCCUUGAAUAGUGCAAAGAGGGCAUUGGAGAAUAUGGAGGUCAAUGAUGUGGUUUCUUGGAACUCUAUGAUAGUGGGGUGUGUGAGGGUGGGUUUUGUGGAGGAAGCUUUGUUUUUGUUUCAUGAAAUGCAUUCAAGGAAUAUGAAGACUGAUGAAUUCACAUUCCCGUCUGUGCUAAAUGCUUUUGCAUCCACGAAGGAUGUGAAAAACGCAAACUCUGUCCACUGUUCAAUUAUCAAAACUGGAUUUGGAGCAUACAAGCUCGUGAACAAUGCUCUUGUUGAUAUGUAUGCUAAACAAGGAAAGUUGGAUUAUGCAUUUAUGGUAUUUGACCAGAUGCCGGACAAGGAUGUUAUUUCAUGGACCUCCCUGGUUACAGGUUGUUCAUAUAAUGGCUCCUAUGAAGAGGCUGUCAAGUUGUUCUGUGACAUGAGAAUUGCAGGUAUAUCCCCUGACCAAAUUGUCCUUGCCAGUAUUCUGAGUGCUUGUGCAGAACUGACAGUUACAAGAUUCGGUCAGCAAGUACAUGCAACCAUUAUUAGAUCUGGUCUUGGAUCAUCCUUAUCAGUACAUAACUCUCUUGUGACGAUGUAUGCAAAGUGUGGGAGUAUAGAAGAUGCCAAUUGUGUAUUUAACUCCAUGCAAUCUUGGGAUGUCAUCAGUUGGACGGCUGUAAUUGUUGGAUAUGCAAAGAAUGGUAGAGGAAAGGAUUCUCUAAAUUUUUAUGAUCAAAUGAUUGCUACAGGCAUAAAACCAGACUUCAUUACCUUCAUUGGUUUAUUAUUUGCUUGCAGCCACGCAGGUCUUGUGGAAGAUGGUCGUCGUUAUUUUGAAUCAAUGGAAAAGGAAUAUGGAAUUAACCCCGGCCCUGAACACUAUGCGUGUAUGAUUGAUCUUUUUGGACGCUCAGGAAAACUCGCUGAGGCCAAGGAAUUACUUAAUCAAAUGGUUGUGGAACCAGAUGCAACUGUAUGGAAGUCACUGCUUGCUGCAUGCAGAGUCCACGGGGAGCUGGAAUUGGGAGAGAGGGCAGCAAAAAACCUCUUUGAAUUGGAACCCGCAAAUUCUAUGCCUUAUAUAUUGUUAUCAAAUAUUUAUUCACUUGCUGGCAGAUGGGAAGAUGCUGCAAGAAUCAGAAAAUUAAUGAAAUCCAGGGGAAUUAACAAGGAACCGGGCUGCAGUUGGAUUGAAUUGAACAGUAAAGUGCAUACCUUUAUGUCUGAAGAUAGAAGUCAUCCAAUGAUGAAUAAGAUUUACUCAAAGAUUGAUGAAAUGAUUAUAUUGAUCAAGGAAGCUGGUUAUGUGCCAGACAUGAAUUUUGCACUUCAUGACAUGGAUAAAGAAGCAAAGGAGCUUGGUCUGGCGUAUCACAGUGAGAAGUUGGCAGUUGCUUUUGGACUUGUCUCUGUGCCACAGGGGGCACCAAUUCGUAUUUUCAAGAAUCUUCGGGUUUGUGGAGAUUGUCAUACUGCUAUGAAAUAUUUAUCAAGGGUAUAUCUUCGCCAUAUCAUUUUGAGGGAUUCGAAUUGUUUCCAUCAUUUCAGAGAAGGAAAAUGUUCUUGUGGAGAUUACUGGUAAUGGGUCGGAGCUGAUCCUUUAUCAUUAUCUUCUCAGUCUGCCCUGUUUAUUUAUCUGGAAUGAAACAGAUGAAUCCUGUUACUGCCUUUGCCAAUUUAGUUAUCCAGUUUGAGUGCA